Chelmon rostratus (copperband butterflyfish) is the source of this 3973-nucleotide messenger RNA. RefSeq names its product post-GPI attachment to proteins 2 (gene pgap2). The transcript has 6 exons. Gene Ontology annotation, biological process: GPI anchor biosynthetic process. The coding region runs from base 421 to 1185 and encodes 254 amino acids. NCBI's taxonomy places the organism in Eukaryota, Metazoa, Chordata, Actinopteri, Chaetodontiformes, Chaetodontidae. Gene Ontology annotation, cellular component: Golgi membrane; endoplasmic reticulum membrane. The record is from RefSeq and is a predicted model, not a curated record.
AUGACACACGUUCGUUAGUGACACUUUUAUUGUGAAGGUUGCGAUAGCCGGAAGUCGUUCGUCUUGUAGUUUUCCUGAUGCCGGUGAAACGGGGCAGAGUACACCGCCCGCCCCGGUAGACAAUAACGGAACUAACAGUAAAAUAAACGAAAUGUAAAGUCAGUAAAGUGACGAGAGCAGCUGUUCAGAAGUUGUGCAUUUGAUGUAAAAACUGUUUAACGAUUUAAAAACCACAUUUCACCCUAGAGCCGACUGAAGUUCAUAGCUAGCAUUAGCUAACUAUGUUAAGUUACCUGAACAGCUACCGAAGCUAACCUGGAGCCAACAGGAUUAGCUCUUUGGGUUUAACACAAACUUAAGGUGGCUUAAAUGGCCAUGAAGGGGAGCACCUGGUCGAGCAAGCCUGGAGAGCUGUAAAGGAUGCUCCAGGGGCCGUACAGCAGCUUGGACCGGGACCGGCCCCUCAUCCGGCUCCCUUUCACCAGCUUCACUGUGGGAACGGUUCUGCUUCCUCUGACCGGCCUCAUCGCCUGUCUCUUCACUUCACUCAUUUAUCACUUUGAGGACUCAACAUUCACACACUGUCAUGUGUCAAACUACCUGCCAUCCAUCAGCUCGGCCAUCAGCCGUGUACCAGAGCGCUACAUCUGGCGCUGCUGCAUUGGCCUGCACUCAGCACCGCGCUACCUGAUUGCAGUCACCUACUUCAACUUCUACCGCAGCCGCUUCGCUAAGAGGCUGCUGGAGCUGUUGCUAAGCGUGCUGGUUCUCCUCUGCAGCUUAGCCGAAAACACCGGCCUGCUGCUGCUCACAUAUGUGGCAUCCACCGAAACCUACAAUGUUCAUAAAAACGGUUUUGUGGUGUUCAUAUCGAGCUCGCUGCUGCACAUGCUCAUUACGUGCAGACUGUGGCACGUGAUCAGGAGACACUAUGUUAACCCAGAGGAAAUGACAUCAUAUCGCUGGAAGGUACGUCUCUUCCUGUUUAACGUCAGCUGUUGUCUGGCUGCUGCUUACUUCUUCAGACGCCACAACAAGUACUGUGAAGCAGGAGUCUACACCCUCUUUGCCUUCUUUGAAUACCUGGUGGUCUUCUCCAACAUGGCCUUCCACAUGACGGCCUUCUGGGACUUUGGGAGCAAAGAGGUGAUCGUGGCCACGCCACCUGAAGACAAGCGAUACUGAGCAUGAGCCUCAUGUGUUGACUCUGUUUAAAAAAAAGGUGAAAAGAAACCCACCAAUGGGAGACAAGGAAGCUCAAACUUUGUGACACCUGUGAACACAUGAAGGCAUCAUGCAGCCUCAUGAACGUUAUGUGAGAACUGAUACUGAUGCCUUUGUCAGCACUGCAGGUGAGAUAAAGCUUUUUAUCAUUCCAACAACACCUGUGAUCUUAGAACUGCCCGUGAAGCAGCUUCAUGACGUUUGGACCGACAGCCUCGUCACGUUCUGCAGCAGCAGAAAGUUUCAUACAAGUGGGGUUUUUUCAAAACUCAAUUUUUGCAGCAGUGGGACAACAGAUUUCACCCAGACCUGCAGAGUACAAGUUUUCUACAAGAAGCGUCUUAAAGAUUAAAGAAAAUACCUCUCAAAAGCAGUAUUGUUUAAUGUUAUCUGACCACAGCAGCCGUGUAAAAGUCAUAAAAUUGUCAGAUUAUUUAUUGUCAAGUAGGUUUUCGCAUACAAGGAAUUUGCCUUGUUGUGGUGGUGCUGAACAGAAAAUAUAGUAAGAGAAAAGAAAAAAAUCUGCAAAUUUAGAAUCUUAUAUAUAAAAUGGAAAUUUACAGUAAAAAUGUGUAACAUGUGUGUUUGGAAAUUAAGGGAGCUGUGCAGCUUUUAAAAUAUAUUAAAGAAUAUGAAAUAUCUUCGGGGGCGGUUGGCAAGUCCGUCUCACCCGAAGAACACAUUUCCACCGUCAUUCGGUAUCUAUCAUCAUAUCGGCCAACCCUGGAUCAGAGAAUAGGAAAAAGGGACCAACAACCAACCAACCUUUGGUGCCAACACUUAUUGUUAUUGUAUUUAGAGUCUCAGCCAGUUUGUGGUGCUUGUCCCGAGAUGGGCCUUAAAAUCACACAUAACAACAAUAAAAUCUGUACAGAACAGCACAAAACACUAAACUGAAGCAGAAAAACGGAGAAAACAGAACAUCCAAACUCCACCUCACAGCCCCUCUAAACCUCACUGAGUAACAUUUCAUGUCUCGUUUGUUUCAGCUGUGUACAAAUGAAGAGUAAAAAUAUGUGUAUUAUACUGUAUACUACUUGGUUGGGAGCCAGGCUAGUUGUUUCCCCCUGUUUCCAGUCUUUAUGCUAAGCUAACGGUCUGCUGCCUGUCCAGACAGAGUGGUAUCAACCUGAACAUCUAGAAAGAGAAGAGAAAUUCACUAAAUGUUUAAACUGUAUGAGCCCUAACCUUAAAGCUUUUGUCAUUAUUUAAGAUUUGGGGUUUGGAAGGUUUUGGAGAUGAGACUAAAUCAAAACUGUGGUUUAACUGUUUAACCAGCAGCUGAUCUGUUUCAGUUCCGCCUCAGGUUUUUAUUUUUUCUCUCCAGGCAGUGAAAUCUGAAACCUCUCCAGCUUCAGUGAUCAUCUCAGAGCCUCAGCUCACAUAGAUGCUGUUCAUCCUCCCGUUUAAACAGUUGGUGAUGAGCAGCAGCAUCAUGAAGCUGUGUCACAGACAGACGAGGUUAUUUACUCUGUCAGCCUCUUACUCAUCAACACUAAACUGGACUCACAUGUUCGCUGCUCAUUGCUGGCUUCCUGACAGGACAGCCGGUUUUUAACAGCAGUGUUUGUUUAUGCAGACUUUUUCUUCAGGUUUACAGCACUAAACCUUUCACUGAAUACUUAACCAGUAGUCAGGCCGCAACUAAAACCACCAGUUGGUGCUGUUAGCAGUAACUAGUCCUGGAUACGAUUAACAGGAGUUAUUGUGUAAAACACAGGUUUUACAUACAGUACAUGUAUUUAUGUAGAGUUCCCAGUACAAUCAUUCAGGUGUGGGUCCACAGAGAUUCCCAAUGCACAAUAUUACAUAAUUUAUUUUACGAGCAGUAGAUCAGAGUUCAUUUCAUCAACAAAACCUGUGAUGAAAAAUAUGCACUGAUUAUUUUUUUCAUGUUGAAAAUGAGGCCCAACUAAACACAAGCAUAUCUUUGGAAAGGAGAACUAUAAAGAAAUGUUUGGCAUUUUUCAUAACAAAUAAAGCUAAAUGAUAAUAUGAAAGAUGGACAAAUUAACAAUUAAACUGAUGACACUGAUGAUCACACACUGUUGCUCCUGAUUGGUCUGACAGUUUCCUCCACCGGCCAAUAAUACAGCUUGUUCAGAAGUGGAUUGUGGAUGUGUUGGACCUGCUGCUGUUACUUUUACAUUCAGUCAUGUUGUCUCUGUCAGUAAAGUUUUCUGAUAAUUUAUGGACUAAAUUUAUCAACAAUCCACUGAGCAUUUAAAAGGAAGCAGAAAAAAACAGCUGAGACAUGAAAAUACACAGGCAGCACAACCACGUUUAAUAAAAGCCAACGCCGCAUUGGAUGUAACUUUAAAUUUAGCUGUUAGCCAUGUAUUUUGAGUUGUCAGAAGGAACGAGUCAGUUCGGGAUUAAUGUCAAAAAUCUAAAUCUUCCUCUAGAUGUUCACAAAGAAAUAUCACAAUGUUAUCUGAUGUUUGCGCUUCUCUCAACAUAAACAGUCAACGGUGUUUUAGUGAAAAAGCUACUCUGCAGUGCAGAGAACAGCUAGCUGUGCUAAUGCUAAUGCUAAGUGAGCACUCACAAGAGAGAGCGGUUCUGUUCGGAGUUUGGAUGUGAUCACGGUAACCAUGGUGACUGACAAAGAUGGCUGCAACUGUACCCUCUGAAAGCUUAGAAGACACAAAUGGGACUGAAAUUUCUUUUUUGACUUGACUUUUGUUGACUAAAACUAGCAAAACCAAAAAAAAAAAAAACUAAAUUUAUUUUAGCUAAUAAACACUGC